Colossoma macropomum (tambaqui) is the source of this 7767-nucleotide messenger RNA. RefSeq names its product matrix-remodeling-associated protein 5. Gene Ontology annotation, cellular component: extracellular region. Lineage: Eukaryota; Metazoa; Chordata; Actinopteri; Characiformes; Serrasalmidae. The record is from RefSeq and is a predicted model, not a curated record. Bases 359 to 7204 code for a protein of 2281 amino acids. The transcript has 7 exons. Gene Ontology annotation, molecular function: protein binding.
GAGAGAGAGAGAGAGAAACAGAGGGAGAGGGGGUGGACGGAAGCCAAGUCCAGCAGCGGCAUUCCACUGAACAGAGCGGAGGAAAGUUAAGCGCUUCUCCAGAUGUGGAGGGUUUGGACUUCUGGAGGCAGAGAGUGAAGCUCUCCAGCUAACGCUCCAUCACUCCAAACACGCAGCGCUCCUCGCUUGGUUAAGAUCGGUGGGGGAAAAACAGGAAAACAGCAGAAAGUGAUCUCGCCAAAGUGCUCGCCGAACAAACUUACACUGAAGAACUUAAAAUUCCAACUUCUUUUUUUUUUUUGCAGCCACGAAUCUCAAGAUUUACUGUCCCCAGGUCAGAGGAUGGCAUGAGAGAGCCAUGGCUCCCCUGGGUGUCCCUGCUCCCUGGCUGAAGGCAGCACUGCUGCUGCUCCUCCUCCUCUUCUUGCCUGCAUGUCUAUGUGCAUGCCCAAGGUCCUGCAGCUGCCCCAACCCAAAGGAGGUGCACUGCACCUUCCGCCAUCUCCCUUCUCCCCCACGCAAUCUGCCCAAGGACACAGAGAGAGUCAACCUGGGCUAUAACAGCAUUGUGGCUGUGGGGCCCUCAGAUUUCGAGAACCUGCGCCAACUAGAGAUGCUUAUGCUGCAUGGGAACGACAUCAACUCUGUGGCUUCAGGAUCCUUUUACCACUUACGUUACCUCCAGAUAUUGAAGCUGAGCUACAACAAGCUAAAGUCAAUAGACCCCAGUCUGUUUGAUGGCCUGACGAGCUUGGUGCGCCUCCACCUGGACCACAACCUAAUCAGCUUCAUCGAGCCUUUCUCCUUUAAUGGACUAACUUCACUGAAGCUGCUUCAGCUGGAAGGAAACAAGCUGCAGGAUCUGCACCCACACACAUUCACCACCCUCUCUCUCCUGGGAACUUUCUGGGGAUCGGGCCUGCGGCACCUUCACCUUGCAGACAACAAGCUAGAGUACCUGCUGCCUGGCACUCUUCAGCACCUGAGCAGGCUGGAGGUCCUUUCCCUGCACGGCAAUCCCUGGACCUGCGACUGCCACCUGCGCUGGCUCUUAGAGUGGAACAAAAAGCAUGAGGGCAUAAUUAAGUGCAAAAAGGACCGGGACUCUGCAGCUGCUGAGAACUGUGCCAUAUGUGCCUCACCACAGCCCCUCAACAACAGCCAGAUUUUCCAGCUCUCAGCUCACCAGCUCUCCUGCGACAAACCCACCCUCCAGUCCCCACUGAAGAUAGGGGAGAGCAGUGCCUGGGAGGACCAGGAGCCAGAUCUUCCUUACGUCAAGGACUUGGAGCGUCCACUCGGCCACUUGACUUUCAUGUUGUCCGACAGCCACGGGAACAGGGCCCAUGUGGCUUGCGAGGUAACUCGCCCAGUUGAAGGAACAUCCAUGGUGUGGGAACAGCUGAGGAGGUCAGACGAGGUGGCAGUGAACGUGACCCUGCUGACCUUACUUGAGUGCGAGAUUGACAGGGAGGCUCUUCAGAACCUGUGGAGGCUUGUGGCCUACUACUACGAGAGUCCAGCCAUCCUGGAGCGAGGAGCCAGGCAUGAGAAUACUUCCAAAGUGACAUUUCAGUAUUCCCAGGCCACAAAUGAGGACUCCCCUUACUUUACUGAACUCAAAGGACAUUUGAUGGCUGAACCAUCCUGGCUUUUGCAACCUAGGGUCACUCUUCAGCUGAACAGGCGGAAGACCACAACAAAAAAGCUAGUGCUGAACUUCUCCACUUUCAUAUCAAAAAACGUCAAUGGUAGGGGUGAGAAAGAAGAUGCAGCCUCUUCUUGGGCUCUGAUCCCGAGAGGAGCACCGGGAAGGAUCCAGAUAGUGCUGGAGCACUCUGAGGUUACUCUAGAGUGUAAUAUUCUGAGCUCAGGACAGCAGUCUGUGGAAUGGAUGCUUCCAGACCUAACUACUUUCGAAAAAACUGAUUCCCACAGGCUUGUGUCGGAGCAUAACAGACUGAUCAUCAAAAACACAAGCUUGUCAGACAGCGGGCUCUAUCACUGCUUUGUGAGAACUGAGGCAGAUGUGGACAUAGUUGCAUAUAGGCUCACGGUUAGGGAACGUCUCCUCAGUCCCAGUGACUUAAAUGGAAAGAAGAUGACUGUGGAGAAUGGAGAGGCACUCAGUCUUCCCUGUUCAGUUACUUCAUCUCAGCCAAUUGAGACCAGAUGGUUCCUACCAAAGCAUGAGAGUCUAAAGGCAUCCAAUAAAAAGGGACGAAUCUAUGUGUCACAAAAUAAUACACUGGUCAUUCAAAAUGUUAUGCAUGAGGAUGCUGGGGAAUAUAGCUGUUUAGCAGCUAACCUUCAUGGGGCAGACAUGCUGUCUCAUCUGGUUGUUGUAACUGGUGAAAAAGAGGAAGAUCCAACAGAUGUUAGCGAAGUCAAAGCUGAAUCAUUCUUAUUUGACAGGGAGGAAACAGAGGGGUCAGGAUACCAAGAAAUCAAAACGCCAGCUUCUAAACAAACACCACAGAGGGUGGAUGGAAAACAUAGGGGUUCCGGGGGAAUUUAUCGACAGGGUUUUAAAGGAAAGAGGAUCAAGGAUAAUGUGAGGAAACCAAAUAAAUCUGUCAAAGAGCUUGAUCCAGGCCGCUGGGCACAAAUAUUAGCAAAAGCUAAUGCUAAAGUCUCAACCGUGCAACCAGCAACAAUUACGACAAGACUUGUAGCGACAACAACAGUGAAAACAACUACUACGACAACGACAACAACAACUCCUGCUCCUAUGACUCCUUCUCCUACUACAUCAUCUAACAGCGCUACCACUGGAAUACAUAUACAUGAUUUCAGUAAACAGUUGGUACAACCACCUCAUGGAGAGCACACAGACCAGAGUUCAGCAAAGAGAGAACAACUGCAUCAAAAGACCAGUGAUUUCGACAUUCCAAUCUUGACCACAGUAAGUCAUUACUCACCCACAAUAUCCCCUACAAAACCCAAUAUGGAGCAUGUGACACAGCCAGAGAAAAAGACAGAUAGACACAUAAUACAAGAGAAAAUAAGAGCAAACAGCAACCCCAUCUCAACCAAAAGACGAAGGCCCCCAUACGGAAGAAGGCCUCCACCAAGAAGGUUACGCCCACAGAAACCUACCCAUCCUCCACCAGCCACAAUAAAACUAACAAUCACAACACCAUUAACUGCAGCAGCUCCUAGAUCUAUCUCCCCCAUAGAUACUCACUUACAAACUACAAAUAAAAGCACAGAAAAAAAGCUUUUCACAGAUUCACAAAUUAGAAAUGAACACGACUCUGGGGUUCAAGACAAUCUGAAUGUGGCAGUAAGACAGAAGCCUCCUCCAGUUUAUAAAAAAGAAGAAAAGUUUACUGAAUUUCAAGAUAACAGCAAGUAUCAAGAAACAGCUGAGCUCACAAGUGCAACACCUCUUGCUCCUGCCACACUAGCAGCCACUCAAGUUAAAUGGUAUGGACAUGAAAACAGAGAGGACACGGAUUGGACUGGUGGUAAGACACAUAAAGAAAAAUUUAGGAUAAUAACUACAAGUCCACCUAGCAUUGAAAUCACCAAUAUUAAACCAGUUAUAACACAGGAGGUUCCACUAACCACCGAGACGCCAAUCCUGAGUAACUUCAACAGGCAGAGAGUGGACAACUCACCAGUCAGACCUGAAAGCCCUGGCUUGCCUGUCCACCCCUGGCUAACCCACAAAAAAACCCAAAUGUCAAUUACACCAAGGCCUUACACUCCACCUCCCUCCUGGACUUAUACCAACCGCAUCCCAGUGCAGCCCACAGUUCAUGGAUCAAGGCACCACUCCUCACUUGACAGAACAUGGCAUUUACCGCACACCAGCGGAAGGAGUGCAGGGGUUACUAAUCGACCCGAAAUAACAGCACAAACAGCAAAGCCCACAGCUUAUAUCCCUUGGUCAGCAGCAACUGGCUUUCCCCGAACUGAACCACCACACAGCAGCACAUCUUCUAGAGUGAGAAACUACUUGCUCUUUAACAGGCUUCGAAACAGAUACCGGCAAUCUCAGCUUGAUGCUUACCGCUUAUCACAGCUAGGAAAACUAAUCACUCCUAAACCGAGAAUUCACCAACCAACCCUGAGACCUCAUCCAACUCCAAAUUUUCCAAGCAUCUACAAGCCUGUGACACCCCCUUCUGUUGUAGAAGCUACCAGCAAACCACACACCACAGCCAGCAUUCUGUAUGGCAGCCGCUGGCACUACAGUCACUCUGGAAUAAAGAAACUGAGCACUGCACUUCCCUUUCCCAACCUUAUGGGUAGUGGUGCGAAACCCAGGAUCAUUACAACAGACUCGGUUACUGUGUCCGCACUGGCAGAGGCAAAUGUCAUCCUGCGCUGUCAGGCAUCAGGAGACCCUAAGCCUGCUAUUUCAUGGACUAAAGUCUCCACAGGUGCUACAAUUCAAGCCAACACCAAACAUGGACAAAGAUUUGAGGUACUUCCAAAUGGCACUUUUGUUAUAAAGAACGUCCAGCUUCAAGACAGAGGUCAGUACCUUUGCACUGCUCAGAACAAAUUUGGCUCAGAUCGCAUGGUGGUCACACUCACUGUACAGACAGAACCUCCCAAAAUAGAGGGCCCCAAGUACCGACACACCUCUGUGUACCUGGGGAAGCCAUUCAGCUUGGACUGCACUGCAGUGGGAAAGCCCCAAGCCCAGGUCUCCUGGAUACUUCCUGAUAAAACUUUUGUACGGGAGGUGGAGGUCCUGGACAGAACCAUCUCACUAUUUCCCAAUGGAACACUAAGCAUUCACACUGCAAACUUUUCAAGUAAAGGUGACUACAAGUGCAUUGCUAGUAACGCUGCAGGGGCUGACACCUUGACCUACCACCUGCAUGUUGCUGUACUGCCACCAACCAUCAAGGAAGAGGCAUCUGAGAGCAUAUCCAUUAACAAUGGCAGGAGCAUCUAUGUGCAUUGCACAGCUAAAGGGGAACCUGCACCUCUUCUUAAGUGGAGUCUUCCUGAUGGGUCACAAAUGAAACCUACACAGUUUAUCGGGAGACGACUCUUUAUUUUCCCCAACGGUACACUGUACAUCAAAAGUGUCGCUCCUACAGACACAGGGAAAUACGAAUGCUCAGCCACAAACACGGUGGGCUUUGCUAAAAGAGUGGUGAAUCUGAAUGUCAAGCAGGAGUCUCCAGAUCCCUGGAAAGGUCCAUCCCAGCAGCACAUUGUCUCAGCCAUGUAUGGCUCCACGGUGUUCCUGCACUGUCCUGAGUCCACCGGCUCCCACAGGGGCACUGUUUGGAGGUUACCUUCUAAAAUUCUGCUGGAACAUCGCUACAGUCCUCAGAGACACAUCACCGCUUUCCCUAAUGGCACUCUGAGGAUCCUGCGGCUGACUGAGAAAGAUAGAGGCAGUUACCUCUGCAUGUAUCAAAGGCCCAAUGGAGAGGACAUGGAGCUGUUUCAGGUGGAGGUCCUGAUGAAGCCACCUAAGAUAAAGAACGUGGGCAGUCAGCAAAAGAGAGUCACUAAUGGAGAGAACUUUCUUGUGGACUGCGUAGCUUCAGGUCUUCCAGACCCUGAAGUGUCGUGGAGUCUGCCUGAUGGCACAAUAAUAAACAAUGCUCUCCAAUCAGAUGACAGUGGAUCUCGCAAUCGUCGCUACAUUAUCUUUGGGAAUGGCACGCUCUUGUUGCAACAGAUGGGGAAAAAUGAUGAGGGUGAUUAUACAUGCUAUGCAAAGAACACACUGGGUGAGGACGCAAUGAAAGUGAGCGUCCAAGUCAUUCCAAAUUCGCCCCGAAUUUCCUCCAAGGACCAGGCGUCUCUCUGGGCUCCUCUCGGCCAUGCCGCCCAGAUGAUGUGUGAUGCAACUGGUGAACCUCCACCCGCAAUUAUUUGGAUUUCACCAAACAAUGAGAUGAUAACAUCGUCAUCAGUCAAAUAUCAGAUACUGAAUGAUGGGACACUGAUCAUUAAAAAGGUGACUUUAGCAGACCAAGGAAAGUAUGCAUGUGUUGCAAGGAACUCAGCUGGGGAUGACAUUAAGAACGUGAAGCUCCAAGUAGAGGUCAGGGAGCCACAUAUCAAUGGAAAAGGGGGGCGGACAGAGAGCAAAGUUUUGGCGGUCUCCUAUCAGACUCUGCUUCUGCACUGUAAAGCCGAGGGCAUGCCUGAGCCCCACAUAAUGUGGACCACAUCAUAUGGCAUGUCCCUGCCUUCACCUUACUUGGGGGGCAGGUUUCAAGUCCACAGGAACGGUACUCUUGAAUUACGAGGUGUACGCAAAACCGACGAAGGUCGGUUUCUGUGCGUGGCCAAAAAUUACCUUGGAGAGGCAAGCCUUGCAGUUGACCUCGAAGUUGCAUCACUUGCUGAAAAGCCAAGCUUCCCAAUGCCAAAUAUUGAGGUUCUACCCCUCAAACCAGAUGGAGAUGACAUCACUUUGGAGUGCCGGGCCAUUGGAAAGCCAAAGCCAGAGUUUGUCUGGAUUCUUCCCAACAGCACAGUGCUGGCUCCAGGCAUGAAACUUAAGAGGUUUAUCCACUCCUUGGGAAAUGGGACUUUGCACAUUAUUCAGCCGGUGCCCAGUGACAAAGGUGUUUAUCGUUGCCUGGCCAAAAAUGUGGCAGGACAAGCAGAAAAGCGCUAUGCUUUAGAACCUGGAAGGAAGCCACAAAUUCGAGGUACGGCUGCCCCAAUGAAAAUUUCAUUUGGACAGACACUGAACAUGCCAUGCACAGUGGAUGGCUGGCCCCAAGCAACUAUCACCUGGACUCUUCCAAAUGGUCUGGUACUGGACAGACCUCAGGUUAUUGGAAGAGUCACUUAUUUAUCUAAUGGAACCCUUCAACUUAGAGAAACUGCUAAAUUUGACAGGGGAACGUACAUCUGCAAAGCCACUAACACAUUUGGAUCAUCAAUACUCUCAUACCCUGUGACAAUUAUGGUGUUUCCACCACAGAUCACUAAUGCACCCCCCUCUAUAACAAGAGUUACAAAGGGGUCUCCGGUGACCCUAAGCUGUGUUGCUACUGGCAUUCCUAAGCCAGAGAUCUCUUGGACUCUACCUGGACGUACCACUCUUGUGCCUAAUAAUCGCUUCACUGCACUGGGUGGCAUUCACAUGACAGAGGACGGCAGUUUGGUCAUACAGGAUCCCAGCCUUAUGAACUCAGGAAUUUACAAAUGCAAUGCCAAAAAUGCCCUGGGAAUGGACUUCAAAGCAACAUACCUUCAAGUGAUAUGAAUGUGUUCAGGAGUAAGAGAUCUGAACUUAACUUCAAACAACAUAUGGACACUUGUAAACACAUGUAAAUAUACCUAAAAAAGACAUCAACUCCAGUUAAAGCUCACAAAAUAAUAUCAGCAAUAUAUAAAUGGGCAUUAUUUUUCUUUUUUUUUAAAAAAAGAGUAAUAAUUUUGUUGGAACAAACAAGCUUAAAGUACUGUGCAAAAGUCAGAGACCACCCUUCAUAUGUUUAAUUUACAGUUAAAAUGACAAGUUAUUCAUUUUUCAGCAUCAGGAAAAAAGCAGAAAAUAUACAUUAAUAAGCAUUUACACAGAAAUAUCACAGAAUAAAUGUAUUAUCAGUUAAAUUGUUCUCGGGGGACAACAAGUUGGUUGCUUUUUCUGCUUCUCACAUUCUCAAACACAUUCAGUGAUGUUGAGGUCUGGAUUUUGGGGAGGCCAGUCCAUCGUUCUGAAACACCAACAGUUUCUUUGUUUGAUUUGCAUUUUUUUAACUAUUUCCAGAUUUUUUUUCAGAUCUGAAGCAAGAGUGAGGCUUGAUUUCAAAGAUGAAAGCUUUA